Molecule: messenger RNA, 2343 nt
Organism: Microplitis mediator
Lineage: Eukaryota; Metazoa; Arthropoda; Insecta; Hymenoptera; Braconidae
Exons: 2
Coding region: 504-2216 (570 amino acids)
Source: RefSeq, a predicted model, not a curated record
UGUCUUAGUCGCCUUCAGCCUUGCGGUUCCCGCUUUUUUUCCGUCUCGUUGCCGUCUAAUGUCACAUGUCAUAGUGCCGUGGUCACAUGACAACCCCUUACGUUGACGCAUGCCGUUAGGAAGAAGUGGGGACAGUCAGGAGGCGAGCCCGAUGCCCAAAAAUUAUCCGUCACCACUUCGAUCCUGGAUCCGUUAACGUUCAUACGUUAUUAACUAUUAUACUUGCAAUAUUUUAUAUUCUGUAAACUGCAUAAUUUUCCGGGCAAUUAACUUGCAACCUAGUAUUCUUUCUUUGUACUGUUUAUUAGUAAUUAAUUAUAAUUAAACUUAAGCAUAUUUAAAAUAUUAUACGUUACCGGCGAUAUAUUCGCGGUAAUAAUAUUAUAAAUUAAAUAAUAAAAUCAGUGUAUUAAUUGGCGUGCUUCCACGUGGCCACUGAUUGGCACCCGGCAUUCCAACCAGGACCAAUAUUGUACUUUGAAGGAAUUUAAUUAUCAUUCAUCAUGAGAGUAAAAUUAUUUGGCGACUCAGAUACCGAGGCCUCACUCCAUGAGUCUGGGGAUGAAGUAUCUGAUGUUGAAACAUCAUCAACUCAUCCAGUUACACCACCAUCUGCUUCAUUAUCACUCUCAUUAAAUACCACAUCAGAGUUGUCGCAUAUUACUGACACAACACCGUCAAUUUCGUCACCGGCUACACCAGUGAUAACAACAACCGUUGCAUCAUCAUCAACAUGGUCUACUGGGCUAGUAUCAUCAGCUGAGUCCGGAACUUCUUUGCCACCAUGGCAAACAACAACUGGUAUCGAGUUUGGUCGGCCCUCAUCUGUAUUAUAUGUACCGAGUACUACUACUCCUACGUCAGCAAUGAUUGAGACACUUACUAAAUUCAUGAAAGAUGAAUUUAGUAAAUUACAUGCUCGUAUUGACCGUGCCACCAGUCAACGUCCUACGGUCACGCCAACAUCAUCUGGGAUAUCAAGAUUCGAUACCCAGUGGAUGGAGCGUAUCGACGAGAGACUCGAAGAUCUGCAAAUAGUGGUCCAAACUAACACUGAGCAAGUAGCAGAACUCAAAACACAGUUGGAGUCCCUAAAAGUACCUCCAACUGCUCCAGAAUUAAAUACCACCAUGCAUCUUACUGCUCAGCUUCAACAGUUAUCGGAGCAAGUUCAGAAAAGUCAGCAGAUGAUCUCUGAAAUUAAGCAGCCCAGUCCAGAAGAAUUUCUACAUAAGUUUCAAGCCGUCACCGCCAAAACACCGUCAAUUACUACUGAAAUUAGUUGUCAGACGUUACCAACACAGUCUGCCAUUCCAGUGGAGUAUGAUAUUGGGAUCACUCCAAAUAAUAAGUCGAUGAUAUCGUUACUGGCUCAACAAUCGUCAGCGUGUGGUCCAAAUCCUGGACUGAAAAUCCGUGAGGGCGCGUAUCAACGUCCAUCACCAGAAAAUGCCAGAUUUCCACCAUCAUCACUGCUUGCCCGGAGAAUGGCCCGCCAAGAGUUGACUGAGAAGGAAGUAACGACACUGAGAGCUUCUGGUGCUAUCUCCAAGGAUAUUAAGACCAAGAUCCAAAUGGUAACGUUCGCCAAUUCGUUACCGUACUCGCAGACCACUCCAGCUCCAAGAUAUGAAGUCUCACUGCCACCGAAAGAGGCAUACAAGCAAUUCUUGUCUGGCCUCAACUCUACUCUACCAUCGAACUCUACAGCAGCUGCUACGGAUACAUCACAACAGGUUGUAAUUCACAACGGUAUCCACUUCAUGGAUUUUGCCACCUUCUGCAAGGCUAUUGAGAAGAUCUGCGUCACCGUCAAGCCUCGUAUAUGUCACACAGAACUGAGAGAAUCCUGGACACAAACAGUAACGACACAAGCUCAGUCGUUGUACAUAACCAAUGCGUGUCAAAACUGUCGGCAACGGGAUCAUAAAAUUGCCGAAUGUCGGUUACCAUGGCGGCCUGACAUGUGUCAUGUGUGUUAUCAGGACCAAGUUACAACGGCAACGUGCUUCCGUCCUCACGAUAAACAGUAUAAAGACUAUCUACGGGGACGUUGUCAAGGCUGUGGUAUCCCAGUCCAGCUAUUUGACCCUCACUGUAAUUCCUGCAACCGAAGAUACCCAGGGUACAAGGAUUGGAUCGCAGCGAAAUAUAGUCGAGAAGAAAUUGAGCAGUUUCAUCGAAGUCAUCUACGAGCUGUUAAGAAGACCGAUUAAAAAUAUUUUACUCUACUACGUUACCGAUUUAGAUUGUAAAUCUAAAUAAAAUACAUACACUUAAUCAUAUUCAUCUCAUUGAUUCAUUUUAUUAUUGUUGCCAAUUGUAAUAAUUUUCAAUUACAGC